This is a messenger RNA of Cavia porcellus (domestic guinea pig), 1968 nucleotides long. It is a transcript of the gene Nherf1, whose product is annotated as NHERF family PDZ scaffold protein 1. Gene Ontology annotation, molecular function: signaling receptor binding; protein-membrane adaptor activity. The transcript has 6 exons. Gene Ontology annotation, biological process: protein localization to plasma membrane. NCBI's taxonomy places the organism in Eukaryota, Metazoa, Chordata, Mammalia, Rodentia, Caviidae. The record is from RefSeq and is a predicted model, not a curated record. Gene Ontology annotation, cellular component: apical plasma membrane. The coding region runs from base 245 to 1321 and encodes 358 amino acids.
GGGUUCUGGAACGCUCAGUGGCAGUGCUGGGCUGGAGUUGGUCAGCGCACCACAGUCGGGUCUUGGCGCUUUGCAGUCCGCGUUCUCGGGACGUUUGUGUUCUCGCCGGCGCGGGGAUUCCUGCCGCGUUCCUUCCUGCGUCCUUCCCCCCCCCGAUUCGUAGGGCAAGGGGAAAGGCUGGGCCGUCGCGUCCCGGACCCUCGACGGGACCCCGCUGCGCACCGCUGAGCCGUCGCAGCGCGAGAUGAGCGCGGACGCGGCGGCCGGGGCUCCCCUGCCCCGGCUCUGCUGCUUGGAGAAGGGUCCGAACGGCUACGGCUUCCACCUGCACGGGGAGAAGGGCAAGGUGGGCCAAUUCAUCCGGCUGGUGGAGCCUGGCUCUCCGGCCGAGAAGGCGGGGCUGCUGGCCGGGGACCGGCUGGUGGGGGUGAACGGCGAGAACGUGGAGAAGGAGACCCACCAGCAGGUGGUGAGCCGCAUCCGCGCCUCGCCCAACGCCGUGCGCCUGCUGGUAGUCGAUCCUGAGACCGACGAGCAGCUGAAGAAGCUCGGCGUCCAGGUCGGGGAGGAGCUGCUGCGCGCCCAGGAAGAGCCCGGGCAGGCCGAGCCGCCGGCCGCCAACGACGCUCAGACGGACGGAAACGAGAAUGAGCCGCGCGAGGCUGAAAAGAGACACUCGGAGCAGGCUGAGCUUCGGCCUCGGAUCUGUUUCAUGAAGAAGGGCGCCAACGGCUAUGGCUUCAACCUGCACAGUGAUAAGUCCAAGCCAGGCCAGUUCAUCCGAGCGGUGGACCCAGGCUCCCCAGCUGAAGCCUCGGGGCUCCGGGCCCAGGACCGCAUUGUGGAGGUGAACGGGGUGUGCAUGGAGGGCAAGCAGCACGGUGAAGUGGUGUCUGCCAUCAAGGCUGGCGGGGAUGAGGCCAAGCUGCUGGUGGUAGACAGGGAAACCGAUGAGUUCUUCAAGAAGUGCAAAGUGAUCCCAUCUCAGAAGUACGUGGACGGUCCCUUGCCUGAGCCCUUCACCAACGGGGAGAUACAGAAGGAGAACAGUGGUGAAGCUCUCGGUGAGGCAGCCUUGGAAAGCCCCAGGGCAGUCCUGGCAAGAUCAGCCUCCAGCGAUACCAGCGAGGAGUUCAGUUCCCAAGACAGCCCCAAGAAACAGGACUCCACGGAGCCCUCGUCUACCUCCUCCUCUGACCCCAUCCUGGACUUCAACAUCUCCCUGGCCAUGGCCAAAGAGAGGGCCCACCAGAAGCGCAGCAGCAAGCGGGCCCCACAGAUGGACUGGAGCAAGAAAAAUGAACUCUUCAGCAAUCUCUGAGUGCCCACCCGCCCACCACAGUCCGAGGCUGUGGAAGGGCCCAGCCCGAAGCCUACCGUCCUAGCCACCCCACCCCCACUGCCCACCAAUCCAAGUUCCAAUCAGCACCAGCAUCUCCCUUCUUGAUGAAUCUGAUUGUCUUAAACACUUUGUUCUUCCCUUAAGGUGUUUUUCUAUCCUUUCCCAAUCAAAAAGCAGGCUCUUCUGCUCCCUGAGGCCCUUCUCCUACCAGGGGACCCUUUGCCACCCAGCCUGGGACAUCAGCAGGAUCCUGGAACCAGACUCUCACAUGUGACCACUGGUCUAAAACUGAUCAGGAAACUAAUUUCUGCAGCCAUUGCUCCCAGGGGAUAGGGUGCCCUUCAUCCUGAGAGUUAUGAUUUGGCUGUCUUUUGUUGAUUUUCCUUUCCUUUUUCUGUUUUUUAAAGAGUGCAGUAUCAGAGUUCAGAAGGAUUUUUGUUUCCUUGGUUUUCCUGUCAUUAAUAGCUGAGGCACAGUAGCAGCCUCUGCCUUAAAUUUUUGUUUCUAGUCCCACUCCUGGAGCCUGGGCAGCCUGGGGAGGCCUCGGCUGCCCCCUGCCAUCCCUGAGCCAGGCACCGCCACUGUAAAGAAACUGCUUCUGAAACCAAGUUCGCUCCUCUACUGCA